Molecule: messenger RNA, 1587 nt
Organism: Candidula unifasciata
Lineage: Eukaryota; Metazoa; Mollusca; Gastropoda; Stylommatophora; Geomitridae
Source: the annotation of a GenBank genome assembly
AUGGAUUCCUUUGUUCUGCAUUUCAAAGCGCUAAAAAAACUGAGGGGCAACGACAAAAAAGUGGCUUCUUCGCCAUACCACAGUCAGUUAGCGAAAACCAAACAGAACCUCGCUGGAAGUCAAGACGCGCCCGAUGAUGCUACUUCCGGACAUUUGACCUCUCACCCACGAGGGAAACCAAAGAAACCAAUCUUCUGCUACUUUGGAUCGUCUGCUAACUCGCGGCCCAGCAUCGGCAAGUUCUGGCCUGAGCACAUUGACCCCUUCCUGUGUACCCACCUUGUCUUUGCCUUUGUCGACAUUACUGAGGAUGGGACAGGGCUGAGACCCAACAACUGGAACGACCUGGGGGAGAAAGGUCUGUACGCAAGAACCAUGAAGCUGAAAGAGAAGAACCCCGACCUGAAGAUCCUCUUAGCUGCUGGCGGAUGGAAGAUUGGAUCCAAACCCUUUCUACCGGUGAUCAAGAAUGAGGAGACAUGGAAGACAUGGGUGUCCCAUGUUAUCGUGUACCUUCGCAAAUACAACUUUGAUGGUUUCGACAUGGACUGGGAGUUUCCCACCUGGAGAGGAAGUGGUCCAGAGGACAAACAAAAGUUUACGUUGCUUAUGAAGGAGCUGUACGAGAAGUUUGCUGAAGAAGCCACUUAUUCCGGCAAAGAGAGGUUGUUGCUCACCCUGGCAACGGCUUCCAGUGCCUUCUACGCCGAGAAGUCCUACGAGCAGUACGAGAUUCACAAAUACAUUGAUUAUAUGCUUUUGAUGACGUACAACUUCCAUGGCUCUGGCUGGGAGAAACACACUGGUCACCACAGUCCGCUCCUGCCACACCCACUUGACCCGGAAGGUGAACAGAGGGAAUUAUACAUUUUGUGGGCCGUGAAGUACUGGCUGAACUUCGGAGUUCCCAAAGAGAAAAUCAUCCUUGGACUGUCCACUUACGGUCUUGGGUGGAAACUGACCGACAUCUCGCAAACUGGAGUUAAAGCUGCAGCCAAUGGUGGCUCUUCCAAGGGGAAGUAUACUGAUGAAUCUGGCAUUUUGUCCUUGUAUGAGAUCUGCGAGAAUGUACUCAACGAUGACUGGAAAGUCCAGUGGAUUGAGGAGCAGAAGGUGCCCUAUGCUUACGGAGGCGGCGAGUGGGUUGGGUUUGAUUCUCCAGAUAGCUUUUAUCUCAAGGCUGCGGUAAUAAUGAAAGAAGAUUUGGGCGGUGCCUUUGUGUGGUCAGUGGAGAUGGACGACUUCAACGGUCAUUGCGGCGGCCCCAAAUACCCGCUGUUGCGGACCAUCUAUGAGGUGUUCACCCAGUCCUCGGAUGUGUCCAGCUUUGAUUCUGUGAAAUCUGCCCCGGCCGCCGGACAUCACCACCACCACCACCCCCAGAGUUCAUCGGCGGCUUCCAAGGACGGGCCUGGCGAGUCACAUGGUAGUGGACACACUGUGGAGGAAGCUUCAUCAUCAUCAACAUCGUCCGAUCACCCUGCAGCUGCCUCGUCAGACGACAUUCAGGUAGAAACUGACAAGGACACAGAAUAUUCCAACUACUACCCGUACGAAACGGCCGAUAUUGUUGAUGCUGGUGAGUAG